CCGGUGGACCUCCAUCCCUCAAACAACACAGCGUAUCUCCGUAAUUGCAGUUAUGUUCCAGAAAAUCAGCAAAAGGACAUUUUUUUUUCUCCCGGGUAACAACAGAUUGCCGCCAAAAUCUCUUCGUCGCAUACAUCUGCGGCUUACAUCGAUCUACUCCAUUGCCGCUGGAUCACAUGAGACUAGAUCAGGAUUGAUAGAGAAAAUUUGCCUUCUCCGUGGAUCAGCAUCUACUGUGUUCUUCAGCAUGGAAGUUGCUGGCACUUCAUCGUCCAUAGAUCAUGAGACCACAAAUGUGGGAGAGGCUGGUGGAAAUACAAAUGACUAUUACAUCAAAAGGCAGACACUGCUAGUUUUCAGCAGUUACUUGGCUUGCGACCACAACAACCAUAUUUCUAUCAUAGCACUCAACCGAGUCAGACUUAUGUGGUGUCAUCGUACUCGGGAUGGCCAACAUCUCAAAAUUACCAGCUGCCAACUAGUACUCAACCAAGUCGGAGUUCCCAAAUGUUAUCAGACUCGGGAUGGCCAACACCUCAAAAAAGACCAGCUGCCAAUUAAGGUCUUGGGUAGCUAGCCAAUCAAGUCACAUACAAGAUAAACACUUUUAAAUGGCUCUAUAUUACUAUAUAAACUUUGUAUCUCAGGAUUGCUCUGCAAAACAGUUACCUUGCAAUGUAAUAAUUUAUCGUACCAUUCCUUUUGAUGUUAGAUGCACAAUGGUUUUAUGCUCAAAUAAAGAUAUAUACAUGAAUAUGGAAUAGUUGCUUGUCAUUC
This is a messenger RNA of Triticum aestivum (bread wheat), 777 nucleotides long. RefSeq lists its product as uncharacterized. The transcript is spliced from 6 exons. The record is from RefSeq and is a predicted model, not a curated record. NCBI's taxonomy places the organism in Eukaryota, Viridiplantae, Streptophyta, Magnoliopsida, Poales, Poaceae. Bases 53 to 577 code for a protein of 174 amino acids.